Molecule: messenger RNA, 1086 nt
Organism: Pichia membranifaciens NRRL Y-2026
Lineage: Eukaryota; Fungi; Ascomycota; Pichiomycetes; Pichiales; Pichiaceae
Exons: 1
Coding region: 1-1086 (361 amino acids)
Biological process (GO): L-homoserine biosynthetic process; aspartate family amino acid biosynthetic process
Molecular function (GO): homoserine dehydrogenase activity; aspartate kinase activity; NADP binding
Source: RefSeq, a predicted model, not a curated record
AUGACUGCUGUUAACAUCGCCAUCAUCGGGGCUGGGGUCGUUGGUAAGGCCUUCAUCGAGCAACUUGCCGGCAUCAAGUCGAAAACUAUCUCCUACAACCUUAUAUACCUCGCCACCUCUAAGAAGGCUUUGAUCAGCAAGGACUAUUCUCCAAUCAGUAUCUUUGAGUCCUUAGAUUUGCUAUCACAAUCUACCGCUGCUCCAUAUCAAACCCCUGAACUGGUUAAUUACCUUGCCGAAUCCAGUUUGCCUGUCAUCUUGGUCGACAACACAUCCAACGAAAAACUCGCAGAAUCAUAUCCGUUGUUUGUUGAAAACGGCAUCUCAAUUGCCACUCCAAACAAGAAGGCAUUUUCCAGCAAUUUCAAAUUGUGGAAUGACAUUUUCUCUGCUGCAGGAGCUGCCAACAAUGGUCUUGUAUACCAUGAAGCAUCUGUCGGUGCAGGUUUGCCAUUGAUCAGCCCUUUGAAGGAAAUGGUUGAAACUGGUGAUGAAAUUGUUAAAAUCGAAGGUAUCUUCUCCGGUACUUUGUCAUACAUAUUCAAUGAAUUUUCCACAAUUGAUCCAAAUACCACCAAAUUUAGUGAAAUUGUCUCCGUUGCCAAGCAACUGGGUUACACAGAACCUGAUCCAAGAGAUGACUUGAACGGUUUGGAUGUUGCCCGUAAGGUUACUAUCUUGGCAAGAAUCUCUGGCUUGCCGAUCGAAAACUCCACCUCCUUUCCAAUCCAUUCUUUGAUCCCAAAAGAAUUGGAAUCCGUCCAAUCUGCCGACGAGUACAUGUCCAAAUUGCCUAACUUCGACGGUGAUAUGGACGCGUUGAAGGCUGAAGCCGCAAAGGAAAACAAGGUCUUGAGAUUUAUCGGCUCCAUCGACGUUCCAAACAAGAAGGUAUCUGUCGAAAUCGCAAAAUUCGACUACUCUCAUCCUUUUGCAUCCUUAAAGGGUUCUGAUAAUGUCAUCUCCAUCAAAUCAAAGAGAUACACAAAUCCUUUGAUUAUACAGGGUGCCGGUGCUGGUGCUGAUGUCACCGCAAUGGGUGUCCUCGGUGACGUUAUCAAGAUUGCUCAAAGAAUAGCCAAAUAG